Molecule: messenger RNA, 516 nt
Organism: Aspergillus candidus
Lineage: Eukaryota; Fungi; Ascomycota; Eurotiomycetes; Eurotiales; Aspergillaceae
Exons: 1
Coding region: 1-516 (171 amino acids)
Source: RefSeq, a predicted model, not a curated record
AUGGCCCCCAAAUCCCAAAGCCAAAUCAUCUACGCCCCCUCAGAGGAAGCCCCGCGCGGGCUCAAAUCAGUCUUCCUCGCAGGAACAACCACCAAAGUCGACCCCACCGAUUGGCGCGAGGCCCUCUCUGCAUCUCUCGCAGAUACGCCCGUCACCAUAUACAAUCCGCACCGUGCUGACUGGGACAGCUCGUGGCGCGAGGAUAUCGAUUUCGCGCCCUACCGUGAGCAGGUGGAGUGGGAGCUCGAGAAGCAGGAUAGGGCUGAUGUGGUAGUUCUUUACUUCCACCCUGCGACUCAGGCGCCGGUUAGUUUGCUGGAGCUUGGGCUGUGUGCGCGUGUUCCUGGGAAGACGGUUGUUGUUUGUCCUGAGGGAUACUGGAAGAGGGGCAAUGUGCAGGUUGUGUGUAGGAGGUUUGGGAUCGAGUUAGUGGAUGGGGUUGAGGGGUUGAGGGAGGCGGUUUUGAGGAGGUUGCCUUCUGGUGUUUCGUUAUUUGGGGCUCUGGGGGAAAGUUGA